AUGACGGCAAGGCUGCGACGGCAGUUCGUCCAUCAGUGGGCGCUGGGGCUCGUUGUGGGCAGUUUCGAGGGUUGUGGCUCUCGACGCGGUGCCGAACUUGUUCAGCGGAGGCCGCUCGCUCUGGUAUACAGCGGACGCUGGUCCUUGCGGAACCCUCGCCUGUUCUGUCCUGUUCGGACCGAAAGGCAGUUUUCUGGUCGGGUACUUCUCAGUGAAGCAAGCGGCAGAGAGGGAGAUGCCAAAAAGAGUCAGGCAGUGGCUACAGAGCCGAGUCAGCAAACUCCCGCGGGACGCGAUAGCGCAGCACCGUGGUGGCGUCGCCUCCAACGAGCAUGGGAGACAUUUCGAGAAGGUGCACGCACCUACACUCGCGGAUCUCUACAACUGUAUCGGAAUAUGAAGCAGGCGGGACAACUGGAGAAGCGUUUAUCGAAAGGAGGCCACGAGGCGCUCUCCUAUCCGGAGCAUUUGCUCCUCAUUCAGACCCGUCACGAUCGCUUGCGAGCGUUCCUGCUGCUCUCCGUGAGCCUCAUCUCGACGGCAUUGAUCCCCGUCCUAGCCGAAGCGAUACCGGGCUUUAAACCGACAACAUUCACCACCGAAGAGGACCGCCAGAUGCAAUUGCGGAUGCAAGGGAUCCGCUACAUUGAGGCCCAUCUGGUGCUGUGGCGUGCGCUCGCUACCCGUACCGACCCAGAAGUGAGUGCGAACGCCCUAGGAACCUUUCCGUGUGUUGAAAGCAUCGCUGCGGAGACGCUGGACGGUGCUCUGCGCUCGUGCAGCCGACCAGAGUUGAUCGCCCUCUGCAGGCUGUUCGCACAACCCGCGUUCCCGAUAUCGUUCUCACGUUCGCUGCGGAAGCGGCUUGCACGACAUUUUACGGAACUCGCGUGCCUUGAUGAUGCGCUCCAGCGGGACGGGCUGCAGACUCUUACGCAAUCACAGCUCGAGGAUGCCUGUCUUAUGCGAGCGUUGCCCGCGUAUGAUCGCUCGGGCGAUGAAAUGCGUGGGGAUCUGGAGCUGUGGCUCCAAAGGUCACGCCACGGCACCCGGGAACUCUUUCAAAUGAUUGCCGAUACGCAUCUACAGAAUGCAGCGCUGUUAGGUUGGAGUGCGCCCCUCCUGAGGCACGCGCUCGGCGAACAUCGCUAG
Messenger RNA from Cyanidioschyzon merolae strain 10D, 1152 nucleotides. RefSeq names its product similar to mitochondrial distribution and morphology; Mdm38p. The transcript has a single exon. The record is from RefSeq and is a predicted model, not a curated record. The coding region runs from base 1 to 1152 and encodes 383 amino acids. Gene Ontology annotation, cellular component: mitochondrial inner membrane. NCBI's taxonomy places the organism in Eukaryota, Rhodophyta, Bangiophyceae, Cyanidiales, Cyanidiaceae. Gene Ontology annotation, biological process: intracellular monoatomic cation homeostasis. Gene Ontology annotation, molecular function: ribosome binding.